Pelobates cultripes (western spadefoot toad) is the source of this 486-nucleotide messenger RNA. Lineage: Eukaryota; Metazoa; Chordata; Amphibia; Anura; Pelobatidae. The record is from the annotation of a GenBank genome assembly.
AUGACCGACGAAGCAGGGGAACACGCUGAAACAACCUGGAAAGCCAACUUCAAUGCCGAAUUCGAUAAGAUAUGUGCAGUGCUCUGGUGCCAGAUCGAAGUACGUGCAGAGCAGACGCAACCGCCUAUCACUCCUACCUCGCAGCUCCAGACGGCAGCCAUCUCAGAGACCAACUCUAUCGAACCCACAAGCCCAGACACAUGUAUGGACGAUGCUGUAGUCUCCGCCAGUUGCCUUUCUCCUGAGCUGGGCAGUUACCUGGAGGCACCUCUCCUACGCCAGCCAUACACCGGGGAGACAGCCACGAACCGGAGAAACCCUGGGCCCACGACCCUCGGAAAGGGAUCGAUGGCACGAAGGCGCGAGUGCCCCUUAAGGCCUCAGACCGAAGACACGUGGUGCAUAGACACCGCGGGUCCGGGAACAGAUGGAAAUGACCACCACCCAGGUCAGCCAAAAAAAACCUGCAACGGAAGGACUGUCUAG